AUGGAGGGGCAGGAACUUACCCUGCGCCUGCACUUUGAGGGACUUCCUGUCAGCGCGCGGCCGCUUGGCCACCACUUUGGCCAACCCGCCGCGCGCGCAGCCAUGAACCUCGCAAGUCAGUGCAUCAAAGCUGGCGCUAGCCAGCUGCUGUUCGGCAACUUCAACCCCGAUAACACGGGCCCGCCUGUUGACUCCAAGAUCCACGUGUUUUUCUUUUUUUUUCUGGUUUCAGCUGACACUGAAGAUGUGUGCAUUGUAGAAAGAUUGUUCUCCAGCAGCUUAGUGGCCAUCGUUAGCCUCAAAGCUCCCAGGAAGCUGAAGGUUUGCCACUUUAAGAAGGGGACUGAGAUCUGUAAUUAUAGCUACUCCAACACGAUUCUGGCCGUGAAACUGAACAGGCAGAGGCUCAUUGUGUGCCUGGAGGAGUCUCUCUACAUACACAACAUUUUACUGCACACCAUCAGGGAGACCCCCCCAAACCCUGCAGGCUUGUGUGCCCUCUCAAUAAACAGUGACAACUGCUACUUGGCGUACCCAGGGAGUGCCACCAUCGGAGAGGUGCAGGUCUUCGACACCAUUAACUUGAGAGCUGCAAACAUGAUCCCAGCCCACGACAGUCCUUUAGCGGCACUGGCUUUUGAUGCAAGUGGAACCAAACUUGCCACUGCUUCUGAGAAGGUAGGUGCUGUGGCCCAGGAAGAAGUGGGUCGAAGGCCUCAGUUCCAGCUCUGUGCACGCAGACAGGUUUUAGUAAUGCUGCCUUGCAGAGAAGCCAUGCGGCCACGCUGGUAGCUGCCGGGGAGUAAGGGAAACGUGAGCGAGUCCACUUUCUGUCCCAGCCACAGUCUGUCUUCUAAGGAGGAAGGCCUGGGCUCACUGGCACUUUGUCCCAGGCACAGAACAGCUAAGCACAGGCUGCAGGGCAGGGCCCAGCUGCUCACCUCAGGACAGCCUGGGGAGGUGGGGACCAGGCACUGGUCUC
Cavia porcellus (domestic guinea pig) is the source of this 982-nucleotide messenger RNA. RefSeq names its product WD repeat domain phosphoinositide-interacting protein 2-like. Gene Ontology annotation, biological process: protein lipidation; autophagy of mitochondrion; protein localization to phagophore assembly site. Lineage: Eukaryota; Metazoa; Chordata; Mammalia; Rodentia; Caviidae. Bases 1 to 792 code for a protein of 263 amino acids. The transcript has 7 exons. Gene Ontology annotation, cellular component: cytosol; extrinsic component of membrane; phagophore assembly site membrane. Gene Ontology annotation, molecular function: phosphatidylinositol-3,5-bisphosphate binding; phosphatidylinositol-3-phosphate binding; protein binding. The record is from RefSeq and is a predicted model, not a curated record.